This is a messenger RNA of Prosopis cineraria, 1778 nucleotides long. RefSeq names its product tubby-like F-box protein 3. The record is from RefSeq and is a predicted model, not a curated record. NCBI's taxonomy places the organism in Eukaryota, Viridiplantae, Streptophyta, Magnoliopsida, Fabales, Fabaceae. Bases 291 to 1463 code for a protein of 390 amino acids. The transcript has 6 exons. Gene Ontology annotation, molecular function: protein binding.
UCUUUUCUAUAGAUCUGUGAUUUCAUGUAUCUAGCCUCUUCCUUAUCGGAAUCCUCUCUUUCUCUCAUUCACAUUCUGUAUUCCAAACCCACUGAAAAAGGAACCCUUUUUUUUUUUCCAAGACAAAUUAUUUUGCAGAAGAAAUUUCCUCAAUCAACGCACUGAUCACCCCCCACUUCGUUUUUCUCGCUUUGUCACCUAAAUUCAAAGACCCUUCACCUUCACCUUCUUCUUCUUCUUCUUCUUCUUCAUACCUUGCUGUAACCUCACACACACACACACAUCCAUCCAUGCCUAUGAUUCGGAGCCUAAUCCACGAUAUGAGAUCCAGGUCGCGCCGUGUGGUUCAGGACGGUUCCCCAAUGGAGGAGCCUGUGACCGAUGGCUUGAAGCAGAGUUCCUGGGUCCACAUGCCUCAGGAGCUUCUCAGGGAGGUUUUACUCCGAAUUGAGGACUCCGAGAGCUCUUGGCCGCCGCGAAAGAGUGUGGUGGCCUGCGCUGGAGUGUGCCGGAGUUGGAGGGAGAUCACCAAGGAAAUCGUCAAGCCACCUGAAGUUUCCGCCAAGAUCACGUUCCCGAUCUCCGUCAAGCAGCCCGGUCCUAGAGAUCAUCUUCUUCAGUGCUUUAUAAGGCGCAACCGGUCCUCCCAAACAUAUUAUUUGUAUCUCAAUUUAAGUAGUGCUCUAGCUGAUGAUGGGAAGUUUCUUUUGGCUGCACGCAAGUGCAGGCGUCCGACCUGCACAGAUUAUAUCAUCUCUCUAGAUGCUGAUGAUGUGUCCAAUGGAAGCUACACCUAUAUUGGGAAGCUACGAUCAAAUUUUCUGGGAACAAAGUUCACAAUAUAUGAUGGCCAGCCACCUCAUGCAGGCGCAAAAAUUUCGAAAAGCCGCUCCACUAGGCUGGUGAAUCUGAAGCAAGUUUCACCCCGGGUCCCCACUGGUAACUAUCCAGUGGCCCACAUUUCAUAUGAAUUAAAUGUGUUAGGCUCCAGGGGGCCUCGGAGAAUGAAUUGUGUCAUGGACUCCAUUCCUGCCUCUGCAAUUGAACCCGGAGGGAUAGCGCCGACACAGACUGACUUUUCUCUGAGCAACAUUGACAUGUUUCCUUCAUUUCCAUUCUUCCGAUCAAAGUCAAAUCAUAUGGAAAAAUCCGAAUCUGGACCCCUGGGUGAUAAAAAAGAUGGCGUGCUAGUGCUGAAAAACAAAUCUCCAAGGUGGCAUGAACAGCUCCAAUGUUGGUGCUUAAACUUUCAUGGGCGCGUGACGGUAGCUUCAGUAAAAAACUUUCAGCUGGUGGCUUCCCCAGAAAAUGGGGUUGCUGGACCAGAACAUGAGAAGAUCAUCCUGCAGUUUGGUAAAGUUGGGAAGGAUUUAUUUACAAUGGAUUACCGGUACCCCAUCUCGGCAUUUCAGGCUUUCGCAAUCUGCCUCAGCAGUUUCGAUACCAAGAUCGCGUGUGAAUGAACAUGUUUGAACAGGUUAUGGUAAAUGCGUCACAAAUCAAACCCCAAAAGCAAGAAUUGAUAUAUUUUGCAUUGUCCAGGUAAGGAUGCCGUGUCAGUGGGGACAAAAUUGGUUGUAUUGGAGACUGAAUGUGGUGGAUGCAAAGUGGGCGCUGUAUGAGUUUGUUCUUGUGGACUGGAAUUGACCCAUUCUGGCUAGGUUUCGUGGAAAUUCUUGUAAUAUUCCAUUUCCUUCUGUACAUAAAUCAACUCUUUAUUUCUCCUUCAUUUUCUUUUUUUUUUUUAUAAGAAUCUCCUUCAUUUUCUUGUUUUGCAA